Ooceraea biroi (clonal raider ant) is the source of this 1454-nucleotide messenger RNA. RefSeq lists its product as uncharacterized. NCBI's taxonomy places the organism in Eukaryota, Metazoa, Arthropoda, Insecta, Hymenoptera, Formicidae. The record is from RefSeq and is a predicted model, not a curated record.
GGGGUGAAACGCGAGCGAUCGAUAACAUGGCUGGAAGCAAUGAUAUUCGCGAGCGUGAAAAGAUCGUGAAGGAGAUUGAGAGAACGAGCGAAUCGAUCCGCGAGAAACAUUGUGCUCUGAAGACCGGUAAGAUCGAGGACGAUAUCGCGGCGAAGAGACAAUUUGGGCCAAUCAUCGAACCGCUGCAAAAAAUCGUUGACAACUCGAUCACGCGCGCGGUGAAAGACGAGCCGGACGAUGACGUGGUUAUAGUACCACGCACCCUGAAGCGCGAGAAGGAAGAGAAGGACGCGAUAUGGAGGAAGAUAAAGAGGAAACGAGCGAACGACUCGUCGGAUCGCGAAUCACGCAAAUCGAAACAGCGUAUCAGCGAUGCACCGCAUGCGCCAUCAAUAACCUCUACGCCGCGUACGACGAUUGGAACCGUACAACCGCCGCCGAUGACUCUUCCAACCGAGGACGUUUUCGAAACCACGGACGAUUCGUUCGCGACGUCCGUUCAACGAGAAGUGCAAACGCCAGAGGGUCAAGAAGCGUUGCGGGCUCAAUUGGGUCCGUUGAGUCAAAAGUACGUCGGGGCUGUCAUACGCCGUGACAAAGACAUAGAUAACAUGUACGGCAUUUAUUUCGGUAGUAAGCGGUUCGAGGUAGACAACAACGAUAACAUACUUCUCGACGAUGUGCGAUACAGAGGUACACCCGGUCUUUACGAGCUGAUUUUCAUGAAACGUUCCGACGAUGUCAUGUACACGGAAGACGAUUUGCAAAAGUACAAGAGCAUGUUGCUGAUGACGAACGCGCAUAGAUGCGAUUACAGCGUGCAGUAUCAGAUAAAGAGUAACAGGGGACACAAGUACAAAUGCGUAAUCGCACCGUUACUACCAACUGAACCUAAGACGAAAUCCGGAAGAGGAUUACCCCGCGCUAUGGCACUGAACGACAAUGCGAUCGAUUACGUGCACUGGGACGAUCCCAACAAGCUGGGGGAUCGUCUACGAUUGCUCGAAGCUUCGCGUCAAGCCGGACACAACGCUCACAACAACGAGAUGCUAUCGAUCAUCGAGGAACUUCGCGAGGCUGGUAUCAUUAUAAAUUAACACGCGUACCGUCAAGCUGAACCAGUCGAUCAACGUCACUCGCAUCGAACAAAUGUCUCUCACCAAAUUUGGACAAUCCGAACGAGGAAACGACGCAACCGGCAACGAUUCGCAUCAGUAUUGGAGCGGAUUAGUAAGAAAGUACGUGCACCGUAACGCUCUGUGUCGUGUCGCUACGGGCUUUGACGCAAAGUCGCACAAGAUUAGCCGUGUAGCGCAACCCGAGACUAAUACCGGCGCCGUUAAUAAACUGUACGUGGAACGGUACGUUGAAACGUUGAGGAAUCAACAGGGAGAAUUUGAGAAGAAACUGAAUGCGUUCGAGAGGGACAUGAAUGGGUACCAGUCCGCGCUAAA